AUGUCAGACGUCAUGACAGAAAAUAACUUUGAUGUUAUUGUGGUGGGUGCUGGUAUAUCUGGCUUGACAGCUGCUUUCAGUAUCAAGAAGAGAGAUCCUGAGGCAAAAGUUGUUGUUCUUGAAGGCAAAGAUCGAGUUGGUGGUAGAACACUGACAGUGCCUCUGAUUUCAUCUACAGGUACAGAUUACUGGGAUCUGGGAGGGCAAUGGAUAGGCAGGUCGCAAGUGCAUAUAAUAAAACUUCUGGAAGAGCUUGGUCUGAAAACAUACCCACAGUUUAUCCAAGGCACCAAGUUCCAACAACUUGGAGAAACUAGGGUCCGAUCAUACACAUCAGAAAUACCUGAUUUGUCUCUCUGGGCUUUGUUGGAUCUUCACUGGCUACUAACUAAGCUAGAUCGCUUUCAGUCUGAGCUGUCUGUAGAAGAUCCUUGUUCCCACCCUCGCGCUGCGGAAUGGGAUGCCAUAAGUCUUGCUGCAUAUCUAGACAGAACACUGUGUACUAAAGGUGCCAGAGCAGCCAAUGAAGCAGCAGUCAGAUGCAUUCUGGGAUGCGAGUCCAGUCAGAUAUCCUUUCUUUAUUACCUUUUGUUUCUUCACAUGGCUGGAGGGAUCAAGAACAUAGUUGAGGCUACCGAUUUCACAGCUCAGGAGUGGAAAAUCCAGGGUGGUGCACAGCAGAUAUCCCAGAUCUUAGCUGAACGAAUUGGAGAGCACGCAGUACGUCUUGGAGACCCUGUAACAGUUGUUCAGCAGUCUGAAAAUAGAGUUGUGGUAUCAACGGCAAAAGGUUGGACUGGAAGUGCACCUUAUAUUAUUCUAGCUGCUCCACCAAAAGCAUUAGAACACAUAGCAUUCUUACCUCGCUUAUCAGAAGAGAGGGUAGAUUUCAUGAAACAUAUGCCCAUGGGAAACAUGACUAAAGUCAUUGUAACAUAUGAAAAGGCAUUCUGGAGGUGCAAGAAUCAGUCUGGGCAGAUUGUUUCCGAUGGUGGGGAGGCCACAGUGGCUGGGUGUCCAUUAGGUCCUUUGAGCAUAACAUAUGAUGCCACAUCGUACAAUGGCUGUCCAGCACUUGUAGGCUUUCUAGGUGGUGAAGCUGCUGUAUGCUGGACUACACAGACGGCCAAGAUAAGACAGAAGGCUGUUCUAGAUCACUUUGCUGUCUUCUUUGGGCCUGAGGUUUUCACUUUCCUUGAUUACAUAGAGAAAAACUGGAAUGAUGAGCCCUUCAGUUGGGGUGCCCCAGUUUCGUACAUCACACCUGGAGGGUCAGCAAACUUUGCUAAGGCCAUCAGGCGGCCCGAUGGAAGAAUCCACUUUGCUGGAACAGAGACUGCCACAUCGUGGUCUGGUUACAUGAGUGGUGCAGUACAAGCUGGAGAAAGAAGUGCCCUUGAGGUUCUGUUCAGACUGAAACCUUCAGUCCUCAAAGAGGCAGAGAUACCCACAGUGACACUACUCUCAGCCCAGCACAGGCACAACAGCAUAACCAAAGAGGGAACAAAGUCUGACAGAUGCAGGUUCAUCAUGAAGACCAUCUUCUCAAUCAGCUUAGGACUUGGUCUACUUACAGCAAGUGUCUAUAUUUUCAAGCAUUAUGCUGGUAAUGAAGAAGUCAGUGUUAGAUGGGUGAGGGAUCCAUUAUGA
This is a messenger RNA of Candidula unifasciata, 1650 nucleotides long. Lineage: Eukaryota; Metazoa; Mollusca; Gastropoda; Stylommatophora; Geomitridae. The record is from the annotation of a GenBank genome assembly.